AAAAUGUAAAAGCCAUUCUUGGCUCAUGGGCCAUACACAAACAGGCUGGCGGCUGGGCCAAAUUUGGGUGGUAGGCGGUAGUUUCCUGAGUCCUGCCCCUAUGGUGGAGUCCAGGGGCUCUGACUCACAUUCAUAGACUUUCUCCAAGUGGUCCAUCUUAUUUCCCCCUUUAUUCCCCGAGCUCCAACCAGCUUGGUCUCUUGACCCCUUCCCUGCCCCACACACCCUCCCCUUGUCUACACCUUUGCCUGAUUUUCCCUACCCCACCUCCAGCAGGGUCCAGGACGGGAUGCUGCCCAGACUCCCCUGCCCUGCUGUUUAUGGCACCCUGUUCCAUCUGGAGUCUGCACCUGUCACCUUUUGCCACGUAAGGAAUUAUCUGUACCUGAGCAUGCAGAAUUCCGAGGGUGGAGCGGAUUCGCCGGCAUCCGUGGCUCUGCGUCCCUCGGCGGCAGCCCCUCCUGUGCCAGCCUCCCCACAGAGGGUGUUGGUCCAGGCAGCCAGCUCCGCUCCCAAAGGGGCCCAGAUGCAGCCGAUCUCCCUCCCCAGAGUUCAGCAGGUACCCCAGCAGGUGCAGCCAGCGCAGCACGUGUAUCCUGCCCAGGUGCAGUACGUGGAAGGGGGAGACGCCGUCUACACGAAUGGAGCCAUACGAACGGCCUACACCUACAACCCCGAGCCUCAGAUGUACGCCCCCAGCAGCGCAGCUUCUUACUUCGAGGCCCCAGGCGGUGCCCAGGUGACCGUGGCAGCCUCGUCCCCGCCAGCGGUCCCCUCCCACAGCAUGGUGGGCAUCACCAUGGAUGUCGGGGGGAGCCCCAUCGUCUCCAGCACGGGAGCCUAUCUCAUCCAUGGGGGGAUGGACAGCACCAGACACUCCCUGGCCCACACCUCCCGGUCAUCGCCAGCCACGCUCCAGUGGCUGUUGGAUAAUUAUGAAACUGCGGAAGGUGUGAGUCUCCCCAGAAGUUCUCUUUACAACCACUACCUUCGGCACUGCCAGGAGCACAAGCUGGACCCGGUGAACGCUGCCUCCUUCGGGAAACUGAUCCGUUCUGUGUUUAUGGGGCUGAGGACACGGCGACUGGGCACCAGGGGCAACUCGAAGUACCAUUACUACGGGAUUCGUCUGAAGCCAGACUCUCCGCUGAACCGGCUGCAGGAGGACACGCAGUACAUGGCCAUGCGGCAGCAGCCCAUGCAUCAGAAGCCCAGGUACCGGCCAGCCCAGAAGACGGACAGCCUUGGGGACAGCGGCUCCCACAGCAGCCUCCACAGCACCCCAGAACAGACCAUGGCGGCGCAGAGCCAGCACCACCAGCAGUACAUUGAUGUCUCCCACGUCUUCCCCGAGUUCCCAGCGCCCGACCUGGGCAGCGUCCUGCUGCAGGACGGCGUCACACUGCACGACGUCAAGGCCCUGCAGCUGGUGUACAGACGGCACUGCGAGGCGACCGUCGAUGUGGUGAUGAACCUCCAGUUCCACUACAUCGAGAAGCUGUGGCUCUCCUUCUGGAACUCCAAGGCCUCCUCCAGCGACGGCCCCACCUCUCUUCCUGCCAGUGACGAAGACCCCGAGGGCGCCGUCCUGCCCAAGGACAAGCUCAUCUCCCUGUGUCAAUGCGACCCCAUCCUCAGGUGGAUGAGGAGCUGCGACCACAUCCUCUACCAGGCGCUGGUGGAGAUUCUCAUCCCCGACGUGCUGAGGCCGGUCCCCAGUACCUUGACACAGGCCAUCCGUAACUUUGCCAAGAGCUUGGAAGGCUGGUUGACAAAUGCCAUGAGCGACUUCCCACAACAGGUCAUCCAGACCAAGGUGGGCGUCGUCAGUGCCUUUGCCCAGACGCUGCGGCGCUACACGUCCCUCAACCACCUGGCACAGGCGGCCCGGGCGGUGCUGCAGAACACGUCCCAGAUCAACCAGAUGCUCAGCGACCUCAACCGCGUGGACUUUGCCAAUGUGCAGGAGCAGGCCUCGUGGGUGUGCCAGUGUGAGGAGAGUGUGGUGCAGCGGCUGGAGCAGGAUUUCAAGCUGACCCUGCAGCAGCAGAGCUCCCUGGACCAGUGGGCCAGCUGGCUGGACAGCGUGGUCACCCAGGUCCUGAAGCAGCAUGCCGGCAGCCCCAGCUUCCCCAAGGCCGCCCGGCAGUUCCUGCUGAAAUGGUCCUUUUACAGCUCCAUGGUGAUCCGGGACCUGACCCUGCGCAGCGCCGCCAGCUUCGGCUCCUUCCACCUCAUCCGCCUGCUCUACGACGAGUACAUGUUCUACCUGGUGGAGCACCGCGUCGCGGAGGCCACCGGAGAGACGCCGAUCGCUGUGAUGGGAGAGUUCAACGAUCUCGCCUCUCUGUCGCUGACGCUGCUUGACAAAGACGACAUGGGCGAUGAGCAGCGCGGCAGCGAGGCGGGCCCGGAUGCCCACAGCCUGGGCGAGCCCCUGGUGAAGCGGGAGCGCAGUGAUCCCAACCACUCCCUGCAGGGCAUCUAGCAGCCCCGGCCGGCUCCUCCGCCAGGUUCCAGAAGAUGCCGCCCGGUCGCUCUGGGAACCUGGACUUCACCGGCUCCACCAAAUUAGUGCCUCUUAGACGAUGGAUGUUUACUUUGACUCAAGCGGGGGCUCCCGGGGUCAGCGUGCCCUUGAAGGCCGAGAGAGUGUUCAAGAAGGAAAGCAGUUGUUGAAGCUACAGAAGCCUGGGCCGGGGCUCCCACUGACUGUAGCUGUGCUCUGGGUGCCAGGCCCCUGUACAGCCAGCAGGGCCACACCAGACCAUGGGUUCUUUGUUCUGGACAAACCCUCCUCUGCUGGAACUCUGGACUUUGGCCCCAGUCCCUUUAAGAGCUGAAGGGGCUGUGCUGAGAGCGCUGGCCCCUACACUCAACUGGAACCAAUUUUCACCAUGAUUUAAAAAUUUAAAAACCUGGCAGAGCCCGAAUAGAAAGGGACGGCCUCUCCCCUCCUACCUGCCACCACUGGGGAGACACAGAGCUCGCCAGCAUCCCUGGAGUCCCGUCAGGAAUGGAAAGUGGAGUGCCCUUGUCUGGUAGCACCAUGUGGGAGGGACCCAGCUGUGUGCGGUGCCCUGUGGCCUUUUAGAGCCAGACUGCCCUGCCCUGACGCGCUGAGGCGGGAGGCCGGCCGUGCUGCAGGAACCCACCUCCAGAUGCCAAAGGACUUGAGGGCAGCUGACAAUCGCUGUGUCCUGGACAGAUCUGCAGCUUGAAAAAGAACAAGCCACAGAAACGGGCUCGCUCGUGCCAGGACAAAGCAGUGUCUUCCGAAAACUCAAAACCAGAAGUUCUGUCAGCACCAGGAAGGAUCUGGGGCUCUGUCCAAGUUCAUCAUCACCAUCAAGCCGCUGGCUGUGGAAGGAGUUUGUCCAACAGGAACAGUGUCACAGCCGCGACUUCGGAAAGCAGCCAUCCCGCCUGUCGUCCAAACAGCAGUGCCUGCGUCCCGCUCCACGGAGUCUUCCAGAACGCCUCCCUCUGAAUUAAUCCCGGAGCACCCCAACCCCCAGCGAGUCCCACCUUGUCCUCUUCAAAGUCAGAACUCUUCUCUGGGGACAAAUAUUCGGGACUUUCGAAGCCCCGAACUUGAGACACCGAGUUUGUCUCCAUGGAGACACGUGGCCGCUGCAGUUGGACAGCUGCGUGCUGGAGUUUCUGCCCCCAAACCAGCUGCAGAGAAGAAAGACGAGCCUCGGCCCAGGACGCGCUUUCUAACGAAAUGCAAUAGUUUUCUCUUUUUGGAAAAAUGUUUAUACCAAUAGUUUUGUGCUCUAAUUGUUAUUAGAAUGUUUCUUAUGAAUGUGUACAUUGCAGUAUGUUCAGUCCCAAAUGUUUUGUUCUCAUUCACACAGAAGGUACUAAUAGCUCACGUGGCCUUUAAAAACCUUCCUUCCCUGCUUGCAGGAGCUCAGAGCAACGCUCGGCCUGCGCCCGAGUGGAGGGGCAGGAGGAGAAAGACGCGUGCUCACUUUAGAAACGAAAAGUCAGGAAUAAUCACUGUUUGUCUGGUCGUAUAGCCCAAACCUUAGUUGAAAUCCGACGGAAAGAAUGUCUUUAUACCUCUCCUCUCCUUGGAGACACUGAAGCUCACAGUUAACAGAUUGUAACGCCCGGCUUUUGCUCACUCCUGGUAACCAAUACAAGCUGGUUUCUGCCUUA
This is a messenger RNA of Macaca mulatta (Rhesus monkey), 4167 nucleotides long. The record is from RefSeq and is a predicted model, not a curated record. NCBI's taxonomy places the organism in Eukaryota, Metazoa, Chordata, Mammalia, Primates, Cercopithecidae.